GGGGCUUCGUGCUAUCAUGGCCGCCCCCGGGAGAGACACUCACGUGGUGUCGGUUUGCGGAAGAGGCGGCGACAGACACCAUGGCGGCGGCGCGGACGCCUUCACGUGGAAUCACAAAAUUCAAGAAAGGGAGACAGGGAAUUACAAAAUUCAAGAAAGGGAGACAGUUUGUGCCCUCUGCUAGAUUUAGGAAAAAGGGAAUAAAAGUUGUAGGAACAUGGAAACCUGUGAAGAUUGACCCACAUGUGUUUGCCGAUGGGCAGCUUGAGGACCUGGUGUGUUUUGAAGAACUUCAUGAUUAUAAAUUGGUAGGUGCCUCAAAACUGUCAUCGAAAGAAAAGCCCAAAAAGAGAAGGUCUGGUGCUGUGGUGUCUGAGGGGGAGGCAGAAGAAGAGACUGCUUCCCAGCCGAAAAAGAAGAGGAAGACGAGCAGAGAUCAGGGAACAGAGACAACUGUUAAGAAAGAGAAAGAAAACCCAUCACUUGCAGAUGAAGACCGCAUUUCCCAGGAAGUUGUGCUCAAACAUGUGCUUGACACUGACCAUGAGGAUGGUCCCCAAGAAGGUGGAGUUGUAGAAACCAUAAGCCCUCCCAAAACUGUUAAGAAAAAGAAGAAAAAAAAGACAGGGAAAAAAGCCGAACCAUCUUCUCAGGCUGCUCCUUCCAAAGCUCCCUCUAAAGUAAAGAGUUGGGCAACCAAGUUGGAUGAUCAGGAAGCCGACGUCUCUGCCUGGAAGGACCUUUUCGUACCUGAGCCGGUCCUUAGGGCAUUGAGCUCUCUAGGCUUUAGUGCUCCGACUCCUAUUCAAGCUUUGGCCUUGGCCCCUGCCAUCCGAGAUAAUCUCGAUAUCCUCGGUGCUGCAGAAACAGGGAGCGGGAAGACCCUUGCCUUUGCUAUCCCAGUGAUUCACUCAGUGUUGCGCUGGCAGGAGGAUCAGAAACAGAGCAGCCAGGAGCAGUCUGGGAGUCACCCUGAGGACGGAGAGUCAUCGGUGGAUGCUGAUGAUCCUUCUGAAGAUGGCGAUGAAACGUCCAACCCUCUGCCCGUGGAACGGAAAGAAGAGAAGGAUGAAGACCCGUGUCACGGUCCAGGCGACAUAAAGCUGGAGUUUGAUGAGGAAAAGCCUGCCGGUCACAGAAAUCAGAGGAGCCCUUUGCUUGGGCUUGUUUUGACACCCACUAGAGAACUGGCCGUCCAAGUCAAACACCACGUUGAUGCUGUAGCCCAGUUUACAGGCAUCAAAACUGCUCUCUUGGUGGGUGGAAUGGCUCCUCAGAAACAGCAAAGGAUGCUGGGUCGCCGGCCAGAAAUUGUGAUUGCCACACCUGGGCGUCUGUGGGAGUUAAUUAAAGAGCAGCAUCACCACCUCUCAAAUCUCAAACAGCUCAGGUGCCUGGUGAUCGACGAGGCAGACAGAAUGGUUGAAAGAGGCCACUUUGUCGAACUCUCCCAAUUGCUGGAAAUGCUGAAUGACAGCCAGUAUAAUCCGCAAAGACAGACAUUUGUAUUUUCCGCCACACUGACUUUGGUCCACCAAGCACCUGCCAGAGUGUUUCAAAAGAAAAACGCCAAGAAGAUAGACAAGACGGGCAAGCUAGACAUGCUAAUGCAGAAGAUUGGGAUGAGAGGCAAACCAAAGGUGAUCGACUUAACCAGGAAAGAAGCCACAGUGGAAACCCUGACAGAGACCAAGAUCCACUGCGACAAAGAAGAGAAGGACUUCUAUCUCUAUUACUUUCUGCUUCAGUACCCAGGAAGAACCAUGGUCUUUGCCAAUAGCAUCGACUGCAUCAAACGCCUCACAGCUCUCCUCUCCAUUCUGGACCGAGAUCCACUUCCUUUGCAUGCAAACAUGCACCAGAAGCAAAGAUUAAAAAACCUAGAGCGGUUUGCUGAACGAGACAAUGGUGUUCUUCUAUCAACAGAUGUGGCUGCUCGGGGCUUGGAUAUUCCAGAUGUUCAGCACGUCAUCCAUUAUCAGGUCCCUCGAACCUCAGAGAUCUAUGUCCACCGGAGCGGCCGAACGGCCCGAGCCGCUAAGGAGGGCCUCAGCCUGCUGCUGAUUGGACCGGACGACAUGAUCAAUUUCAAGAAGAUUUACAAGACCCUGGAGAAGAGCGAGGAGAUUCCGUUGUUUCCCAUUGAAAUAAAGUGCAUGAAAGCGAUCAAGGAGCGAGUAAAUUUAGCACGACAGAUCGAGAAGGAGGAAUACUACAACAGCCGAGCGAAGCAGCACAACGCCUGGCUCCAGCAAGCUGCUGAUGCUCUUGAAAUAGAUGUGGACGACGACGUGUUCCUAGGAGGAAGACGUAACGAACAAGAAGAGAGUCAGAAACAAAAGAUGAUGAAAGGAAUGAAAAAACAGUUAAAACAUCUGCUUUCCCAACCUGUAUUUAAAAAUCUCAUGAAGACCAAGUAUCCGACCCAGUUUGGAAGACUGACGGUGCCCGAGAUGCCCCUCUACACUUCAGAAUCUGCUCUGAGCACUGUAUCGCAGCAGAAGAAGAAGAGAAAGAAGAAACAACCGAUUAUGAGUAUAAAUUAAUUUCAGACAAACAAAGCUUGUUGGUGACAACAGUGUGGUGGCUUUGUGCAGCCUUCCUCGUCCCCAUCUGCUCCUGUGGGUGGCAACGACACCCCCACCCCCUUGCUAUUAUCACAGCAGGGAAGAUGAUGCCAUGGCCAGUUAUGUAGUCAGACUAGCAAGAGUCAGCAGCUCUUACUCACCCCAUUCAUCCUGAUGCUGCUGCAUCCCUAACGCAUGCGGGGAAAUUUGUUUUUUUAAAUUAAAAGCCAUGGCUUAAAUGGA
This is a messenger RNA of Trichosurus vulpecula (common brushtail), 2810 nucleotides long. It is a transcript of the gene DDX24, whose product is annotated as DEAD-box helicase 24. Gene Ontology annotation, molecular function: nucleic acid binding; RNA helicase activity; ATP binding. The transcript is spliced from 9 exons. The record is from RefSeq and is a predicted model, not a curated record. NCBI's taxonomy places the organism in Eukaryota, Metazoa, Chordata, Mammalia, Diprotodontia, Phalangeridae. The coding region runs from base 81 to 2546 and encodes 821 amino acids. Gene Ontology annotation, cellular component: nucleolus.